UUUUUGUUGUUUAUUUUUGUUUUGUUGUCUAUGCAUGCCACACAGCAAAAGAUGACAAACAAAAAUGACUCAUGUUCGUUAUAUUGAGACUUUAUUGCUUUACACAUUUUAUUACUAAUAGUACUCCUGCAUUUUAGAUCAUCUAACGCUAACUGCUUCGGUUCUGGCAACAAACAUGAAUAAAUAAAGAUGCGCAGUCGAGUGAAGUAGUUUCCGGUAAGUAGUGACUUCACUUCCGAUCAAAUGGCCGCCAAAACAAUGGCUGGAAUGUUGAGUUUUACCACCAAGGAAAACAGUUUUAUUUAUUAUUUUCUCAUGUAACAUUAUAUACGAUACUCCAUUCCAGUCUUCGGAGUGGACUGUGUAGUGCUCGAUAUGCCGUGAGCAGCGAGGCUGAAAGUUACAGCUGUGGUGUUUGAACUGCUUUUGGAGGAAACUUCGUUAACUUACUGCUGUAACUCGCACUGUCGCGUUAGCUUAGCUAGCGUUUACACAGAGGUCGAGUCUGUCCGCUGAUUUUAAAUCUUCCAAAUGAAAGAAAGCCGUGUUCACAACCGCUUAGUGAGCUGCCGUUAGUGUGGCUGUAGUGUAGCUUGCUGCCUGGGAUGCAGUGAGCAGCAGGGAAGCCUUUUCUCUCCUCCUUUGACUGAAAUGGCUACCUAGCCGCUCAGCUCCGUUAUGGCCUGUGGUUCAGGAAGCAGCCCCGUUAGUAUCGCCUCGGUGCUGCCCGUAGCUCCGUCGUCAGACGAGGCCAUGAAGCCGGUUCUCUUCGAGAUCUUCGGCGAAAUGUGGAAGGUACAGGCCCGCCUAGGGCAGGGGGGUUCGGCCUCAGUGUACCGGGUCAGUUCGGUCAGCUCGGGCAGAGCCAGCUCGGCCGCCGUGAAGGAGUUCCAGGCGGACGCACAAGGCGGGGAUUACGGGUAUCUGAAGGAGAGAGCUGUGUUGGAGGAUAUCCAGGGACACAAAAAUAUCGUGACCCUGUAUGGAGUGUUCACCCACCAUAACCCACUGGGCAUAGCCACACGCUGUUUACUGCUUGAGCUUCUGGAUGUGAGCGUGUCAGAAUUGUUGGUCAGAGCAAGCAACCAGGGUCACUCCAUGUGGCUGAUCCAGCAUUGCGCCCGUGACGUGCUCGAGGCUCUGUGCUUUCUGCAUAGAGAGGGCUAUGUGCACGCCGACCUCAAGCCCCGCAACAUCCUCUGGAGCCCCGAUGAUGAGUGCUUUAAGCUCAUUGACUUUGGGCUGAGCUUCAAAGAGGGGCACCAGGAUGUGAAGUACAUCCAGACUGAUGGGUACCGGGCCCCAGAGGCAGAGCUGCAGAAUUCACUGGCCAAGGCAGGGCUGGAGGGAGACUCCGGCUGCACUACCGCUGUGGACUUGUGGAGCUUGGGCAUCAUUCUGCUGGAAAUGUUCUCAGGAAUCAAACUGAAAGAAACCAUCAAGUCUCAGGAAUGGAAGAACAACAGUGCAGCAAUUGUAGAUCAUAUCUUUUCAAGCAAUUCUGUGGUGUACCCUGCGAUUCCUGUCUAUCAUCUGAGAGAUCUUAUCAAAAGCAUGCUUCACAACAACCCCAAUCGCAGGAGCACGGCUGAAGCUGCACUGAUCAGUCCCUUCUUCAGUAUUCCUUUUGCACCUCACAUUGAAGACUUGGUUAUGCUCCCUACACCCAUCCUUAGACUGCUCAACGUAAUUGAUGACUGUCAUUUGCACAAUGAUGAUGAAUACGAAGAAAUUAUGGAAGACAUGAGGGAAGAAUGCCAGAAAUAUGGUUCAGUCAUAUCCCUGUUGAUUCCUAAAGAAAAUCCUGGCAAAGGCCAGGUCUUUGUAGAGUAUGCAAAUGCUGGAGACUCCAAAGAAGCCCAGAGGCUGCUGACAGGCCGGACAUUUGAUGGCAAGUUUGUGGUUGCCACCUUCUACCCACUGAGUGCCUAUAAGAGAGGUUAUCUGUAUCAAACUGUGCAGUAAGGGGCUACACGCACAUAAUCAUAUGCAUUCAUGCAAUCUAUUCCAUUAUGACAGUUGCUUAGCAGUUGUUAAGCCCAUACUGUGUCUACCAAGAUUAUCAUUUGUACUACAUGAAGUGUUUACCUUUAAAAACAUAUAGCAUUAUAAAAGGCACAUACACAUACGUAGCGUGAAGACCGGUACCUGAUUCUAUGUCUUCAGUACCUAAAGGUUACCGGGGCUUGCUCACAUCAUGCAAUAAUGUCUGACUGUAAUGUCAUUUUUAGUCAUAAAAUAUCACAAAGUCCUUAAAAAAAAUGAAAGGAAAAUGUGACUGACAGUUUUCAGUGAUCCAGUACUGCUUGCAUAUGUGCUUUCCUGCUGUGUGAAACACAAUAUAGUCAGUAGUUUAUGUAAUAUUGAGUAUGUAGGUUUGCUGCUUGGAUUUUUGAAAACUGUUAAUCACUUUAUACCAUGUUUACUCAGUCCUAUCUGUUGAUUACCUAAAAUCUAUAAGUCUUUCCAGUGUGCACAUAUUUAUGAGUUACUGGCAAAACACACUGCCUUGCUUGCACUUUGGAGUGGUUACAUUUCUUCUAAAGAGCUUUAAAACUGCAUUAGAUUGAAACCAGACUCUGAGCACAAACAACCUUUGAAAGGUAUUAGGUAGUCAUAUUCAUUUUCAGUUUACUGGGGGUUUGUAAAGUGCAGAAACUGCAGCACCCGUUUAUGCUAUGUCUAGCCCAAAAUCUUAAAAAAAACAAACCCUUUGUAAGUUUCUGCAGGGUGACAGCUUUUUACUGUAGAACUUGAAUUCCUAAUGUAUGGUGUCUGUUUGAAUGCUAAUUUGUUCAGAAACACUUUGAACAUAGUGGUACAGAAUUCUUAGGGCCAGUUUCCCAGACCCAGAUUGAGCCUUAGCCAAGACUAAAUAGUAUUUUUGGCAUGGCAGUUUAGUCCAGGACUGGGCUUAAUCCAUGUCCAUGCAACUGACCCUUAGUGUUUUUUCUUUCAGUUUUUGCAAAUGGAGAUUCCAUAUAAUAUCUUUGCUAGCUGGUGUUGGGAAAGAUAAAGGAAAUAGUUAAGCUUGCCUCUUGCGUUGAUUAGACUGCAACUGUGAAUAGCCUACUACCUUGACUCAUGGAUUUAUUAUGCUGUCUUCAUACAAGCUUGUCAGUUUUGUGCUCUGAUCUUGAAGCACAUUGUGCAUUCUGCUGUAUUCAUAAUCAACAGUAGUAUACAUUUUUUUUGUUUUGUUUUGUUUUUUGGAAGCUGUUGGUCACCUUUAUGAAAUGGCUAAUACUCUGUGUCCAUUUAUUGUUUCUCAGUAUGAUUAUAGGCUGAAUUACAAAUUAAGCCUUUUGGCAUCUGGCACAAACCAGUGGUUUUAUCUUGAUUUUGUUACCUUUGUGUUUUUUUCCACUUAAAAUAGUAAUGGUACUUGAAUUUGCCUAACAUUUGUUUAGCCACAGUUAGGGAAUUUUAAAAAAAGGUGAUAACCCCAGCGAAAAGGAGAAAGAAGAAAAAUAAAUCUCUAGGAUGAGAUUGAUAUUUACCUCUUAAAGAUCAAAAGAUCAUUAGAGUGUGCGAUAUGAGAAUCAACAGUCAGUGACCUUAAGAACCAUAUUUUAGAACUGUAAAUGAUUUAUUUAAAGAAAUACAAAGCUAUUUUGGUGACCACUGGGAUGUGAGGAAAGAUUCUGUUGCCUUCGAGAAUAGAAAAAUACCAUACAUUUGAUACAAACAAAAAUAGCUUUACAAAUUCCUGAUUGUGACUCUCUUGCUGUGCGGUAACAGUUUAAUAGUUUGCAUGCACAUUUUAAUUUUCGAAACUAUAGAAGCUCUCUAAUCAGUAAGUAUAUGCAUUUGAAUCUGAUCAUUAGUGUUUACAGACACUUUCUGGUUGAUAUGAGCUUUUUUUUUUUCUGUAUAGUCUUCAGAGCUUUCGAGUAUCCUGAGCUGCCAUCCGAAAUGCAAAGCCGUUCCUUCUUCUGUCUUUUGCAUUAUAGAAAUGUAUGUAAGUGUACAAGACAAUGUGAAAAGAAGUGGGUUUAAGGCAGUUUUUGUGGAUGCAAAAGUUUGUAAGAGUGUUGAAGUUUAGAUUUUGCACAUUACUACUGAUCUAAGCUCUUCAUUGUAGUUUGUUAGUGAGCUGUCUCUGUUGAAUUGGACAGGGUACUGCUAGAUUUUCUUUAAAAGGACAUUUGUUAAGCUUUUUGUCGGAGUGUGUGUGAAAGUCUGUGCAGUGAAAGUCGGCUGUGCUCAAUGAUUACCUACAUUCUGAUUCUGAAUGAGAAGGUUCUAAACUGAAGGCAUUGGUUUUGAUAGAAGGUAAAGCAUAAAGCUGAUGUUGCUGGGUCUUUCAGUGUACGUUUUUUUGUACUGCUUUUCAUUUCUCCAGACGCUCCAAGCUUUGUGCAUGAAGAGAGAGCCUCUAUUAGGCAAAUAUAAUAAUUGUUCCAAAUGAAUUCCUUGGUGGCCUGGAUAGAAAUGAACUGAAAUGACUCUAAUAAGACAGUUAAAUUCUCUGUUCUAUACUCUCUCCUGAAUGAGUUACAGGAGACCUACAAUUUAUAGUAAGCACAUACAAAGUAGUGAAAAUACCAUGGAUUUUUUUCAGACAACAUUACCUCAAAAUACAAGCUGAUAACUAUGAUUAUGAAUCAUCUUUCAGAGUGAGCUCAUGUGUUGGAAUGGUACAUUAAAGCUUAAAUCUAGAAAGAGAUUUGUGAAGAUGUGGCUGUGCACUGCCUGUGAUGUUAUGAUCUCAACCAUUUCUGGAUUGCAGGGUGGGUCAAGUGGAUACAUUUACAUAAAAGUGGUAAAACCGGGUUCCCUUAGAUUCCUGAAUGACUACUGAGGAAGAUACAAUGAAUCAUCAAUGUGCCUUUGUUUCCUCAUAGACUAUUUUUACACCCAACUCCAGCCGGCAGAUCCAUUCUCUUUGCAAAAGUGUGUAAACAGUGCUAUCUAGUAACUAGUCUAUUAGAAGAACCAUGACUUCUGUGUCUGCUUGUGUAGUGUUAAAAUGAUCUUGUGUCACUGAGAGUUACCUAUGUAACCUCACAGUCCUCUCGAAUUUCAUGCCUCUUUGUUCAGUUUCUUUUCAGCGGUUGUGCUCGUUCAUGGGUCAGUAGUUUGGGUCUUAUCCAGAAGGGCGAAGUAGGAUAUGAUGCGGUAAACCAGGUUAGACAAACCUGCCCUGAUAAGCUUGUUCCAUUCCACACGCAUUAGUUCACUCCGGACACUACUAAACUAGUUUUAUAACACUGACGUAAUGGUGCAGAAAGUAUGCAGAGAAAAUUCCAAAAGAACCUUGUCUUGCCCCAGAGGAUGAUUUGAAAAUUAUUCCCUUAGAAGAGUUGCUUUUCCUCUUUUGUCUUUAUCUACUGCCAGAGUCUGGGGGCUUUCAGAAUUAAAAUGCACAAAAGUAAGCCCCCUCGCCUUCUCAGAGAAAUUGUUUCAGCACACUGUGUAAAAUUGUGAAGUUAACAACUAUGGAAAAAGUGCCAACAAUCAGAGCUAAACUGACGGUUCAGAGUCAAACCAUAACAGCAAAAAUGACCCAAGGCUACACUGUGGAUUUAUUUACGUCUUUAUUUACUUGCUUUUUAUUUACUUUGUGAAAUGUUGCCUGCUGAGCUUGAGAUGCAGCUGCUGCGAAUACUAAACCUGGCUGGCUGUCAACAUCCUGAGUGGAGAGAGAGGGUGAUAGGGUUGUACUGGUCUUUUGUGUUAUGUCUUGUGCAAGAGAGCAGCUUUUUGAAGGAAAAAGCCAUGGGGUGUGGACAAACACCCAGCCGUGGGAGCAGAAUGCCCUUUACUGCUUGAUCUCUUUAGAAAGGUUGCUGAACAAAGCUGCCAGCUCAAAUGCAAUUUUGGCUUGGCAGCAACUAUUCACUCCCCCUUCUCUCACCUUCUAAGUUUGCUGCUCGGCAAUGAAGUGCAGCGAUUGUCUCUAUUCCAACUUGUUUCCAAGUUGUUUCAGGUGCAACUUUGGAGCUAAUCUAAUUAAAAAAGGUUUGUCUCUAAAUUUCUACAUUUUACAGAGUGAGCAGAAAGGUAGCAAAAUGUAAUUGAGUAUGAAUUAGCUCCUUGGGCAGAGGCUCACUGGAUCUCGCACUGAUAAUGAUGGUCAAACUGACCUGCUCAGGAUGUUUUAGGUGUGGAUUUAUGCUGGUGGGAAGCUCAUAGGUGCUGUAAAAAGACAGGUAUGUGUGAAUAAAUUUUACAAAGCAAAUAAUUUUUACUUCUAUUAAACAGUCUCACAGCUUUUGUGGAAUGUAUAGGCUUUGAUUACACUAAUUAUCAACCAAAUAUCUGUAGAGAGUAAAGAGUUGUAGAACAGGAUGCUCGUAUGCUUACAGAUGAAGAGAGAGCGGAUUAGGUUGGACGAGACUGAAGCCUGUUGUGCUUUACAUACUGCUUUGUUACAGAGAUGUUUAGUGAUGUGGGAUUUCUGGCUUUUUGAAUGAAUUAGGUUGGUAUAACGGGUCUCAGUUUUUCAGUGGUUGAUCAGGCAGUAAACAGUGUUAUCUCACUCUCAUAUAUAUAUAUAUAUAUAUAUAUAUAUAUAUAUAUAUAUAUAUAUAUAUAUAUAUAUAUAUAUACACACACACACACACAUAUAUGUUUACUACAAUUGUAUCUUGUAUUGCAGUACUACUCAAAAGUCAGAGACGACCCUUUAUUUUGUUUAAUUUCCAGUCAAAACAGACAUGCAAGUUCAUACUUUUUCGCACUGGGGGGGGAGCAGGAAAAUCAUAUAUUUAAUAAAGAAUUACAUAGAAACCUCAACAACUAAAUUUCAACUAAAAUUUUAGCAUUUACUAUGUCCAUCCUUGGCCUUUAUUAGAGCUUCUGUUCUUUUCUGGAGACUUGCUUUCAAUUUUUCAAAGAAAUCUGCAGGAAUAUUUUUCUACACCUCUUAAGUUCAGUCUUAGAAAUGAGCUGCAUUUUCUGCUUCUCAAAAUCCUAAUUACAAAUUUAGACUCCUCAGUCUGUAAACAUAAACGCUACUGCACAUCUCACAUGUCCAGUUCCAGUAUUCUGGUGAAAAUGGUCUUCCUUUUUCAGUAAUAGUGUGCUGACAGCUACACAUCCUUUCAGACCUAUAGUGUUGUUGUCUUCUCACAGUGGAAAGACUGACAGAAACACUCGUGGAUUUUUCCAGAUCAGGGCCCUUAUUCGAAAGCGUCUCAGAUUAGGAGUGCUGAACUAGGAUCUGUUCCUGUCAGUAAGAUCAUCAUAAGUAAGACAUGAAUGCGGUCAUAAGUCAGCACUCCUACUUUAAGAAGCUUUGUGAAAACAGGCCCUGAAACAAGAGUGGAGCUUGAUUUUUCUCCUUUCUCUCAAAGAUGAAAGCUUGAUGGCGGUACCAGGUAUUGCAGUUAUUAGGAGUCCCAUUUUCUCUAUAUCUUCAAAAUAUAUAAAAGUUUAUAGCUUGUACUUAAUGGCCAUUUUGACUGGAAGUUAAGGAAUGACUUUUGCACAGUACUGUAUAUUCUUAAAAUGUGAUUUAAAGAUGUGAUCAUUACCAGUAGAAAAUGACUGCUGCAGCUUUAACAGUGAAAAUGAAUGGUAAAAUACUGAUAAUGACAGUCUGAUUAUGACACUCAGACUAAGAGGUCACUUAUGGAAAUUAAAUGUAAUUGCAGUUUUUCAUGAUUGAUCACAACUGAAAGGCUCAAUGACAAAACUGCAAUGUGGGCUGGUAGACGUGGAACGAUACCCGUACGGUAAUACUGUUAAAAAUAAUGCAAGCCACAGUUCUUUUGAGAUUCCUUUAGUUUUGUGUAUUCAGACAAUCACUAGUUCCACCAUUGCCUUCCUUUUUGUAUAUCUUAUCUGUUUGACUACACUGUAGACCGUCGUGGGAAAGAUUGGAUGAGACAGGAGGAAAGAUGAUGUUUUGAUCUGAGUUCUGCCUUAUAGCCCACAUAGAAAGCUGUGCUGGGUGGAAAACUUGAAUUUGAAGCUGUUACAGAGUAGAAUAUUUACCAAAUGAAAUAUGUAGAUUUGGAUGUGAACGUGUGUAUUUUUAUUUUGUUGAAUGAGCUAAAAUGAACAGAGUUGGAUUCCCCAAAAAGACUGUAGCCAUAAGGUCAAAGGGAGGAGUGUUCUAGUGAUCCACACCUGUUUAUUAGAGAGAGUGUUGCAGUGAAAAUCGAUUUUAUGAUUAGCUUAGAGCUGCAGUGCGUUUGGGGAAACUUGUCACAGCAGAUUGUACAUGCACUAUAGCCUGGGCAAGCCUAUGCUUUUGUCUCACAUAACUCUGUAAUGAAUGAGUGAUGGUCAUGUUUCUCACAAUAAAAUGUCAAUUACUA
Colossoma macropomum (tambaqui) is the source of this 8270-nucleotide messenger RNA. It is a transcript of the gene uhmk1, whose product is annotated as U2AF homology motif (UHM) kinase 1. Gene Ontology annotation, cellular component: nucleus; neuronal ribonucleoprotein granule. NCBI's taxonomy places the organism in Eukaryota, Metazoa, Chordata, Actinopteri, Characiformes, Serrasalmidae. Gene Ontology annotation, molecular function: RNA binding; ribonucleoprotein complex binding; ATP binding. The transcript is spliced from 8 exons. Bases 679 to 1965 code for a protein of 428 amino acids. The record is from RefSeq and is a predicted model, not a curated record. Gene Ontology annotation, biological process: peptidyl-serine phosphorylation; regulation of protein export from nucleus; positive regulation of translational initiation.